AUGGUUCAGGUUUGUUCGAGGCGAUGGCAAAGGGCUUCUUCGAUGGUGAGCAAAGAUCUGCGAUGGCAAGGGAUGAGUUCUUCGAUGUUCUGCGAUGCAGGCAACGGCAAAGGGAUUCUUCAAUGGUUCUGCGAUGGAGGUUGGUGUAAAUGGGAUGAGGUGUGCGAUGGGGUGUGUCUGCAAGAGGAGAGAAUUUCGGAGGGGUGUGGCUGGAUAUCAGAUGGGGUGGGGUUUGAUUUCAGAUGGGGUGUGGCUGAAAGGGAAGGGGGUUUUCGGUGGGUAGUUAGGGAAUGGGGUUUAUGA
Molecule: messenger RNA, 303 nt
Organism: Prunus armeniaca (apricot)
Lineage: Eukaryota; Viridiplantae; Streptophyta; Magnoliopsida; Rosales; Rosaceae
Source: the annotation of a GenBank genome assembly